This is a messenger RNA of Oryzias melastigma (Indian medaka), 528 nucleotides long. Its product is annotated as gamma-crystallin S-1-like. Bases 1 to 525 code for a protein of 174 amino acids. Gene Ontology annotation, molecular function: structural constituent of eye lens. Gene Ontology annotation, biological process: visual perception; lens development in camera-type eye. The transcript has 3 exons. Lineage: Eukaryota; Metazoa; Chordata; Actinopteri; Beloniformes; Adrianichthyidae. The record is from RefSeq and is a predicted model, not a curated record.
AUGAAGAAGGUGGUCUUCUACGAGGACAGGAACUUCGGAGGUCGCUUCCACGAGUGUGAGAACGACUCCAGCGAGCUGCACUCAUACAUCAGCCGCUGCAACUCCAUCCGAGUGGAGGGGGGGUUCUGGGUGGUGUACGAGAGACCAAACUACAGGGGGUUCCAGUACGUGCUGAGCCCUGGAGAGUAUCCGGACCACCAGUACUGGCUGGGCUUCAGCGAUGCCGUCCGGUCCUGCCGGGUGAUCAGGCAUGUGGGGGAGUCUUGGAGGAUGAAGGUUUGGGAGAAGCCAAACUUUGAGGGGGAGUCUCUGGAGUUGGCGGAGAACAUGCCUACCUUGCAGGAGCGCUGGCAGAACCGACCUGUCCACUCCUGCAAGAUUUUGGAAGGAGCCUGGGUUUUCUACGAGCAGCCCAACUACAGGGGGCGCCAGUACCUGCUGGAGAGGGGCGAAUACAGGCGCAACUCUGAGUGGGGGGGCAUGCAGCCCAGCGUUGGAUCAAUCCGCAGAGUCAAGAAUCCAUAAAAU